AUGAGGUUAAGAGUUGGGAGCCCCGAGUCCGAUUUAAACGAAAUCAAAUUGUUUGCGGAUUGGAUUUUGAAGCUUGGAGAUGGUCUUCUUGGCGAGGCAAAUGAUGGCGAAGUAGACAUUCCAAUCCCUGCCGAUUUACUUAUUGAUGACACCGAUGAUCCAGUGAAAUCUCUAAUUACGUUUACAUAUCCUAAUAUGGAUUCUAACUUGCAUGAUCCGCUUUAUUUUCAACAAAGAGCCAUACUGGCUCUAACCCACAAUUUAGUCAAUUCUAUCAAUGAAAAGUUGCUUGAAUUGAUUCCAGGUGAAGAAACAAUUUAUCUUAGUUCAGAUAGUAUAUGUGAAUCUGAACAACCUACCGAGUUUGAUAGUGCAUUAUUUUCUACUGAAGUUUUAAACAGUUUGCAACUAUCGGGAUUACCUAACCAUAGAUUAGUGUUAAAAGUAGGCACUCCAGUGAUGUUACUUAGGAACAUUAACCAAUCAAAUGGUUUAUGCAAUGGAACACGCCUGCAAGUCAUGAAACUUGGGAAACAUGUGAUUGAAGCCAAAGUCAUCACCGGGACGAACAUUGGUCAAUGUACUUUAAUUUCAAGAUUGAAGGUGACACCAUCAGACAAAAGAAUUCCCGUUAGAAUAUGUCGAAGGCAGUUUCCUAUUGCUGUAUGCUUUGCAAUGACUAUAAACAAAAGCCAGGGCCAAUCUCUUGAUCGUGUGGGUUUGUAUCUUCCUCGGCCGGUUUUCAGCCACGGUCAGUUGUAUGUUAACGUAUCCCGAGUCAAAAGUAGGAAGGGACCGAAGAUCUUGAUUACUGAUAAAGAUGGCAACCUUGCGGGCACUACAACUAAUGUUGUUUUUAAAGAAGUUUUGCAAUAUUUAUGA
Erigeron canadensis is the source of this 882-nucleotide messenger RNA. RefSeq names its product ATP-dependent DNA helicase PIF1-like. The transcript has 2 exons. Bases 1 to 882 code for a protein of 293 amino acids. The record is from RefSeq and is a predicted model, not a curated record. NCBI's taxonomy places the organism in Eukaryota, Viridiplantae, Streptophyta, Magnoliopsida, Asterales, Asteraceae.